AUGACAAAUAUUCUCAUUGGUGCUACGGGUAGUGUUGCCGCUAUCAAAGUACCUUUGCUUGUUAGCCUGUUGAAACAAACGCCUAAUGUUAAUGUGAAAGUCGUCCUGACCGAAUCAGCUUAUUUCUUUAUCAAGGACGAAAUCAUUGAUUGCGAUGUUUACAGAGAGAAGGAUGAAUGGAGUACUUGGGAUAAAGUGUCAGAUCCAAUUUUACAUAUAGAGCUUCGGAAUUGGGCAGAUAUUGCAGUGAUUGCACCUUUGGAUGCAAAUACCUUGGGAAAGAUAGCGAAUGGAUUGUGUGACAAUUUAUUGACAUGCGUGCUUAGAGCAUGGGAUGUUAAAAAGCCAGUCGUUGUUUGUCCUGCCAUGAAUACAAGUAUGUGGCACCAUCCAUUGACCUCAAGGCACAUGGAUGUGCUGCGCGACGUUCUGGGAUAUCACAUUGUGGACCCCAUCAGUAAAAAAUUGGCCUGUGGAGAUACAGGUAUUGGUGCUAUGGCUGAAUACAAGUAUAUUGCCGAAUACAUUCACUUGAUUACAUAA
Mucor mucedo is the source of this 543-nucleotide messenger RNA. RefSeq names its product flavoprotein. The record is from RefSeq and is a predicted model, not a curated record. Gene Ontology annotation, cellular component: phosphopantothenoylcysteine decarboxylase complex. Gene Ontology annotation, molecular function: FMN binding; phosphopantothenoylcysteine decarboxylase activity. Lineage: Eukaryota; Fungi; Mucoromycota; Mucoromycetes; Mucorales; Mucoraceae. Bases 1 to 543 code for a protein of 180 amino acids. The transcript is spliced from 5 exons. Gene Ontology annotation, biological process: coenzyme A biosynthetic process.